Molecule: messenger RNA, 903 nt
Organism: Kalmanozyma brasiliensis GHG001
Lineage: Eukaryota; Fungi; Basidiomycota; Ustilaginomycetes; Ustilaginales
Product: Ribosomal protein L22/L17
Exons: 1
Coding region: 1-903 (300 amino acids)
Biological process (GO): ribosome assembly; translation
Cellular component (GO): ribosome; mitochondrial large ribosomal subunit
Molecular function (GO): structural constituent of ribosome
Source: RefSeq, a predicted model, not a curated record
AUGUCGGCAUCGAGCACCGCCGGGAGAGCGGCGAGGCAGCUUCUGCGCUCAUCCACUCAAUCUGCACGCACCCAGGCUUCCACUUCGGCACUGACGCCCGUCAAGAUCCUACAGCGGAACGUAUCGUCUUCUUCCCCACGUGACUCCUUCCUGACCAACAUCAGGGACCGCCUCGCCAAGGUUGCGCUGGGAGACAACUUUACCGAGUCGCGCAGACGAGGAGGAGUGCUGCCGGAAGAGCAGGCUCGACUCGAGACGGAGCGAAAGCGGGAUUCGGCCAUGGCCUCGGUGUCGCCGGACGGCAUGCCUCUGUUCGACGACGUUGAGUCGCUACCCAUCUCGCAGCAGGCCGAGCGCAAGCAGCAGCGCAUCUCGGCGCGCAUCGAAGCGCGCCAACUGCGCAAGCGCUUCAACGCCAAGGACCCGCAGACCGGCGAGGCGCUGGAACACAAGUACUCGACCGCAGCGUUCAAGAUCUCACCGCGCAAACUGCAGAUGCUUGCCAACCAGAUCAGCGGCCAGCCGAUCGACUAUGCGAUUUUGCAGAUGCAGUUCAGCCCCAAGCGCGCCGCCAAGCGCGUGCUGAGCACGCUGGCGUUGGCCAGAGACCACGCAGAAGCAAAAGGGAUGCAGGUUCCCCGCUUGAUUGUUAGCGAGGCCUGGGUCGGCAAGGGAAUCUACCUCACAAGGACGGAUAUCAAGGGCAGAGCGAGGAUGGGCAGGAAGCAUCAUCCCCAGGCGAGGUUGAGCGUCGUGUUGAGGUAUGGAAAGACGUACGCUGAGAAGGAGACGGAGAAGAUCGCAACGGCGAGAAAGAGGGUAAGGGCGAUUGGGACGGGAGGCAUGGUCAGGACGGAUCAGAGCAUCGUCAAUCAAUUCCAGAGGCCAGGGUGGGGCUGGUAG